UUGAAUCCACAAAAUGCGAAGCAGUGGCGACCGCUGCUGAUUGGUCAUCUGAUUUUCCUCCUGAUCCGAGGUGCCGAUUCGGUGGGCGCGGAAGACCAGGUGACCGGUAUCCUCACGAAUGCUAUCCAGGCUAUCCGCAAUGUUGCCAAGCAGUACAGCGGGGAGGAUGAGUAUCUGCAACGGAGCGGUGCGAGCGAGGAGCAGCAACGCGAGUGGAGGGCCUACGUCCUGCAGAACUACGACCUCAACCCCUUCUGGCCCGUCCUGAGUGACCUCAGCGUGCUCAUAUUCCACGUAUGUUUGCGCUCCCCUUUCGAAGUCCAUCCCCCCUAUUUGUUAUACAGUAGCGUGCACCCUAUUUAUGCCUAG
Dibothriocephalus latus is the source of this 369-nucleotide messenger RNA. The record is from the annotation of a GenBank genome assembly. Lineage: Eukaryota; Metazoa; Platyhelminthes; Cestoda; Diphyllobothriidea; Diphyllobothriidae.